Messenger RNA from Dromiciops gliroides (monito del monte), 3448 nucleotides. It is a transcript of the gene KLF15, whose product is annotated as Kruppel like factor 15. The record is from RefSeq and is a predicted model, not a curated record. Bases 921 to 2117 code for a protein of 398 amino acids. The transcript has 3 exons. Gene Ontology annotation, molecular function: DNA-binding transcription factor activity, RNA polymerase II-specific; RNA polymerase II cis-regulatory region sequence-specific DNA binding. Gene Ontology annotation, biological process: regulation of transcription by RNA polymerase II. Lineage: Eukaryota; Metazoa; Chordata; Mammalia; Microbiotheria; Microbiotheriidae.
UCUAUCUCACCGAGAGAUAAAGUCUAGAGACCUGAUGGCACCUCAGAUAAUUCUAACAAGUGACACUUUGAUAGCUCUUUAGGUUUUAGAAAUCACUGUCCUUAUAGUAGUCCUAUUAGAUUGUACAAGUAUCAUCACCCUCGUUUUAAGGAGGAGACUAGAGAUGGGAAGUGACUUACCCAAGGUCCCCCAGUUAUUCAGUAUUGAAACUCAAGUCUAAGUCUUUUGAAUCCUGGUUCAGGGGUGUUCCCACUAUUUGUGGGCCUAAAUCUUCCAUCCUUCUCCUUUGGAAACAGCUCAUUAGGAUGCUUGUUAUGACUGAUGAAGGAGGCUUUGUCACUUUCCAUUGUACAGUACAAAUUUCAUGUGUGUGGAGCCAAAGGCGGGUAACCUUAGAAGCUUUGGACACAGAUGAAAUGCAUUCCCCUUUCCCCAUCACCCCUCCCCACCCCCAUUCUAGUCUUGAUAAACAAGACAGCUGCAAUACUUUUGAAGGGGCAAAGUUCCUCUGAGAAGUAGCACUUCUGACCAAGCUGGUUAUUGUUGACUCUAUAUAGAGUGGAGAAAAGCCAACCCUGUGUCAGGCCACUAGCAAAAUGGCUGUCAGUGGGAGGGAUUAUGGCCCUGAUCAAUAGUGGACUAUUAUAGGAUAGCAGAAUGCUCACAGAGGGUUGGAAUGAGAAGGGACCUUAGAGAUCAUUCAGUGCCACUUUUUUCUAUUUAUUGGUAUCAUGGACCUCAUCGGCCUGUGGACCUCUUCUCAGAAUGUUUUUAAAUACAUAAAAGAAAAUACAGAAGACUACAAAGGAAAUCAAUUUUAGGGAAAUGCAGCUACUGAAAUACAUGUAUAAAACGUUUCCAUCUGGCCUUGGGACCUCUUGGUAUAUGCUGGUGGGCAUCUAGGAAGCAUUGCUCUAGGGAUGGUGGAUCACUUGCUCCCGGUGGGGGAGUCUUUCUCAACCACCAAGUUCCCCAUUGGUUACCUGGGGGACAUGCCGGCUGGCGGGCGGGCGUACCACAUGCUGCCCUCCCCGCUGUCAGAAGAUGAUAGCGACUCUUCCAGCUUCUGCUCCUGCUCCAGCCCUGACUCGCAGGUGCUCGGCUCCAGCUAUGGGAGCACAUCAAGCCUCGAGGGCCAGGACAGCAUCUUAGACUACCUGCUAUCCCAGGCCACGCUGGGGGGCAGCCCCGUGGCCUGGUGGGACUGGCGGCGGUGCCAGCCCAUGGUGAAGGAGGAGCAUUUCCGGUUCCCCGACCCAGAAGACAUGGGGCUGUUCCAGCCCACCUUGGAGGAGAUCGAAGAGUUCCUAGAGGAAAAUAUGGAGCUGGAGCUCAAGGAAGGGCCUGAGAAUGGGACCAAGGACCUUCGGGUUUGUAACCAGCUCUCUUCUGGGCAGCAUAAAGACCACAUCUUGCCUGGGGGCGGCUUGAAAGAAAGUAAAGCCCCCCAGUCUGGCAGCUCCGCGGAAGGGGCCCACGGUUCCAAUAGUCCAGCGGCCACAGAGGGCGGAUUCCCUGUCAUCCUGCAGAUCCAGCCCAUGCAGAUCAAACAAGAGGCAAGCACGGGCCCCAGUUCUCCAGGCCAGAACCCAGACAACAUCAAAAUCGCCCAGCUACUCGUCAACAUCCAGGGGCAAACCUUUGCGCUGGUGCCACAGAUUGUCCAGUCCUCCAACUUGAACUUGCCUUCCAAGUUUGUACGCAUCGCCCCAGUCCCCAUCGCGGCCAAGCCCAUUGGGCCCGGUGGCAUGGUGCCGGGCCCCGCAGGGAUCCUGGUAGGCCAGAAGUUUCCAAAGAACCCAGCAGCGGAACUCAUUAAAAUGCACAAAUGUACUUUUCCUGGCUGUACCAAGAUGUAUACCAAGAGUAGUCACCUAAAGGCCCAUCUACGGAGACACACGGGCGAGAAGCCUUUUGCAUGCACAUGGCCUGGGUGUGGUUGGAGAUUUUCCCGGUCGGACGAACUCUCUCGACAUAGACGCUCCCAUUCGGGUGUGAAGCCGUAUCAGUGUCCCGUCUGUGAGAAGAAGUUUGCCCGGAGUGACCACUUGUCCAAGCAUAUCAAGGUGCAUCGCUUCCCUCGGAGCAACCGCUCUGUGCGCUCCUCUGCGAACUGACCUGCCUCCCCCUGCCCUCUCCUCCCACCUCUUGGGCCGAGAACAGCUGACUCCGGCACUUUGUUCACCGUUUUUUAUAGCGAUAAUUUAUUUGUCUCCAUAACAGGGAACGCUGUUAUCUGACACCACCACACAUGAAUGUUUGUGUCCUCCAAAUGGAAUUUGAGAAUGAAACUUUUCUGCGGUUAUUAUUUUUAUGCCUGCUCUUCUCCCCCCUUCCCCCUCCCCCUUUCAUGUCUUUGCUGCCGCUUCUUCCCUCGGAAAUUACAGUGUUUUAUUUUAAGCUGUUUUCUUCAGCACAAGGAAAAUUUAUGGGCUCCUUGUAGCUAGUUAAUUACAGUUCUGGCAUGCCUGUGGGCUUUGCUCAUAAACAGGGCUAUUCAUUGUGAGUUUUUAUUAAGCUGGGCCUAUUUGUCCAGUUUGGAUAUAGCAAAUUCCUUUUGGAAAACGAAAACAAGUCCUUUGUGUCCCUAUGGUCACUGCCAAGGGCUCUGGUGGGGGAGGGGGGAAUGGAAGGAGGUUUUCAGAAACCCCUAUUUCUUCUUAUGGGCCUGUGCUUGAUCGGUCCUGAUUCAGGAAGCUUUAAAAGAAAGAAAGAAAGAAAAGUUUAGAUUUCAGCUGUUUCCCUCCAUCUGGAACUGACAAGUGAUAUUUCCAAAGGAUGCAUCCCAUAGAAGCCCAGAAUUCAGGAAGGAAUCAGUGAAAGUAGGUCAAAGGUCAUUUCUUUCAUAUCUCAUUGGUGAUCAUGAAUUCUGGGCUGGAAGAGACCCUAACAGCCUUCUAGGCCAUCCCCCACUUCCCACCCCCAUUUUACAGAUGAGGAAGUAGUCCAGCAAAGGUGAAGUAACUCAUGCAUGGUCACACUGGGAAUAAAUGUCUAAGACAGGAUUUGAACACAGGUCCUACUGAAGUCCAGCCCUUUGCCCUCUGCCCCACACUGCCUCUACCAUGCAGAGGCUAUCUUUCCUGCUUUCUGUCGAUUUUUGUUUUUGAGGGGGCCAGUCCCCUAGCCUGGUCUGCAGCCCAAUAGAGUACAUAGUAUUGAGAUACCUGGAAUAUGUUUGUAGGGGAAGGUGGUAUGGGUGCUCACAGGCCACCUCCAUCCUAAAGAGGAAGUUCUCCAGGUCAGCUGCACGAUGGGUAGAGCAGAACCUGGCUUUUUGUGAUGCUCUCUUAUAGUCCCAGCAGCCCCCUGAAUCUCAGUGGGUAAGAAGAAAACGUAAAAACAUAAAUGAAUAAAUAAAACAAAUCAUUGUAGAUUCCUGUUGGUGGGUGCUUAUCAUGCAAGCCUGUGUGGGUAUAUGUGUAUGUGUUAGAGAGAGAGAGAGAGA